AUUUUUUAUUUUUAUUUUUGGUCUAAAUAUUUUCCACUACUUAGUCUUCAAGCCCCGGUCGACCUCAGUCUUAACCAAGUUUUUCACAACCAGAAAGAAUGGCUAAACUUGGCCUUUCCUUAGUGGUUCUCUUCCUCUUCCUUUACGUGUUUGGCAUGGCGGAAUCUGCCAUUGCCAGACACCCUACCUCUUCAGAUUUCGUCAAAUCAUCAUGCAGGGUCACUCACUAUCCUGCACUUUGCUUUCAGAGUCUCGCAGGCUAUGCCAAAGCAAUCCAACAAAGCGAGCGACAACUCGCUCAAACUGCUUUGACAGUGAGCCUAGCCAGGGUAAGAUCUUCUACAGCCUUUUUGGCCAAGUUGACUAAGGUUAGGGGGAUCAAGCCUAGAGAGUACAGAGCUGUAAAAGACUGCAUAGAAACCAUGAGUGAUAGCGUAGACCAGCUAAGUGAAUCGGUUAGGGAGCUUGGUCAUAUGGGUCGUGCCGUGGGUCAGGACUUUCUUUGGCAUGUGAGCAAUGUCCAGACUUGGGUUAGUUCUGCUCUGACCGAUGAAAAUACUUGUUUGGAUGGGUUUUCAGCGCGGUUUAUGGAUGGAAAUGUGAAGACAGCUAUAAGGAGAAGAGUUGUGAAUGUUGCUCAGGUCACUAGUAAUGCUCUUGCUUUGGUUAAUCGCUUUGCUUCCAAACACAGGGCUGAAAUGGCUGCUUCUCAAAAGCCGUAGCCUUCAGACUCGCUGAGAAUGGUUGGUCCGGUUAGAUGUAAACUUUUCCUAGAUUUAUGUAAGGUUCUGAGAAUCGCCUAGAUUUUGUUUUGAAUUUACCGUUUGCUGUGUAAAUAUAUAUGGUUUUCUCUUGAAGUAAGGUUUUUUGUUGGUUUGUUUUGUAUGGUAUUUGGUCUGUAUUCGUCUCCUCUUUUUCUUUGUCUUCUCGUAAUGAUAAUCGGCUCCAUUUUACUGA
Messenger RNA from Ziziphus jujuba (common jujube), 957 nucleotides. Its product is annotated as 21 kDa protein. NCBI's taxonomy places the organism in Eukaryota, Viridiplantae, Streptophyta, Magnoliopsida, Rosales, Rhamnaceae. The transcript has a single exon. The coding region runs from base 99 to 722 and encodes 207 amino acids. Gene Ontology annotation, molecular function: enzyme inhibitor activity. Gene Ontology annotation, biological process: negative regulation of catalytic activity. The record is from RefSeq and is a predicted model, not a curated record.